AUGGUGAAGGAUUUGAAGAAAAAAUAUAGUUUGAAUCUAUUAGGAUUGAUUGAGACUAAACGCCAGGUUGUGACAAAAUUUGAUGUUACACGAAUUUGGGGGCAUGAUGGUUCAGGUUGGGAAUUUGUAGGCUCGGAUGGUGCUUCUGGUGGAUUGUUGGUAAUAUGGGAUGAAUGUGUUUUUAACAUGAAUAAUUGCUAUAAGGGGGAGAGAUGGUUGUGUGUUGAAGGAGUAAUGUUGAAGAAUAGUUUCAAUUGCGCUUUUGUCUUGGUAUAUGGUGCACAUGGUAGGGAUGAGAAGACUCAUGUUUGGGAAGAACUGAGCUAUAUAGCCGGACUUUGUCAGGUCCCUUGUUGUUUUUUGGGGGACUUUAAUGAAAUUUUACAGGUGGAGGAAAGGAAAGAUGCAACUAGCUUACCGAGGUCUACGGAGGAAUUCAAAGUUUGGGUACAAGAUAUGCACUUAGUGGAUUUACCGCUCACUGAUCGUAAGUUUACAUGGUUUCGAGGACGAUCUUGCAGUCGUAUAGAUAGAGUUCUGGUAAAUGUGGAGUGGUUAGAAGAGUUCCCAGAGACUCGGCUACGAGGUGGACCUAGGGGGUUGUCAGACCAUUGCCCUAUAAUAGUGGAGGACAAAAAGAUGAGGGGUGGGCCAAGGCCGUUCCAGAGCCUUGAUUCGUGGUUUACACAUGACGGGUUCCUUAGUAUGGUCAAGGAGGAGUGGAGAGGAUUGGGGGACGUACAGUUCACAGAUAAACUAAAGGCGCUGACAAUUCCGUUAGGAAGGUGGCAUAAGGCUAACUUUAGUGAGAUGGAUAACAAAAUUACAAGAUUUGAGGGAGAAAUCAAGAAGGUGGACGAUCUGGUGAGCAAUGGAGUGUAUGAUGAAAUGAUGGAGGCUAGAAGAAAGGCGUUGGUUACUUGUUGUGAGAGAUGGUAUGUAAGGAAGGAAGUACAUUGGAAACAGAUGUCUCGGUCCCGGCAUGCGAAGGAGAUGGACAAAAAUACUAGGUACUUCCACAAUAUAGCUUCAGCAAGGAGGCGGAAUAACAGGAUUGAUGUACUGGUAGUAAAUGGCAGACAAGUCAGGAAUCAAGCGAGAAUCAAGAUAGCUAUCAGAGACUUCUACAAGAAUUUAUAUCAUCAAGAAGCUUCUCCUUUAAUGGGGUUCAGAGAUGGCUUGGUAAGCAAGAUAGAGGACGAAGAUGCUAUGAAUUUAUAA
Molecule: messenger RNA, 1221 nt
Organism: Arachis duranensis
Lineage: Eukaryota; Viridiplantae; Streptophyta; Magnoliopsida; Fabales; Fabaceae
Exons: 1
Coding region: 1-1221 (406 amino acids)
Molecular function (GO): catalytic activity
Source: RefSeq, a predicted model, not a curated record